This is a messenger RNA of Ahaetulla prasina, 4161 nucleotides long. It is a transcript of the gene KCTD12, whose product is annotated as potassium channel tetramerization domain containing 12. The transcript has a single exon. Gene Ontology annotation, cellular component: presynaptic membrane; postsynaptic membrane. The record is from RefSeq and is a predicted model, not a curated record. NCBI's taxonomy places the organism in Eukaryota, Metazoa, Chordata, Lepidosauria, Squamata, Colubridae. Bases 175 to 1197 code for a protein of 340 amino acids. Gene Ontology annotation, biological process: regulation of G protein-coupled receptor signaling pathway; protein homooligomerization. Gene Ontology annotation, molecular function: protein binding.
GGCCGCAGCCCAGCGGAGCCAAGCGCAAAAAAAAGAAAAGAAAAAAGAAAGAACGCAGAACCGUCGGGGUCGAGGGAAAGCAGCCCGUUGAAAAGCGGAGCAGUGCUGAGACGGUCGCAGCCCCGGGGAGCGCAGGCGGCGGCCGAGGGGCCUCCUCGCCCGGGACCACCCGGCAUGGCCUUAGCCGACAGCGCCCGGGGGCUCCCCAACGGCGGGGGAGGCGGCGGCGGCGGGGGAGCCCGGAGCGGCGUCCCUCGAGCUCCGACGGCCUCUGAGCUGGCUUCCUCCCCGUCGUCGGGCCCCAUCCCGGAGAUCGUGGAGCUGAACGUGGGCGGACAGGUGUACGUGACCCGGAGAGGGACGGUGCUGUCGGUGCGCGGCUCGCUGCUGUGGCGCCUUUUCUCGCAGCAGGAGGCGACCGACCUGCCCCGCGACGCCAAAGGCCGCUUCUUUCUGGAUCGCGACGGCUUCCUUUUCCGUUACAUCCUGGACUACCUGCGGGAUCAGGAGCUGGUGCUACCGGAGGGUUUCCCGGAGCGCAAUCGUCUGCGCCGCGAAGCCGAAUACUUCCAGCUGCCCGAGCUGGUGCGCCGUCUGGCGGCCUCGGCUUCCUCUCCGGCCCCGCCGCCGUCUCGCUUCGCCGGGAUGCUCCGCGACUCUUCGGUGUGCGCCGACGACCCGCCGGGAGGGCUGGGCUAUUUAGAAGCGGACUUCGCCGAGCCCCCGGCCACGGCUGCCUCGCCAACCUCGGGCCGCAGCCCGUCGGGGGCGCCGCCGAUGCUGGGGGCUUCGCUCUCUCUGGACGCCGGAGGGGCCGUCGCGGGCGGCCGGCGCUCGGGCUACAUCACCAUCGGCUACCGGGGCUCCUACACCAUCGGUCGGGACGCGCAAGCCGACGCCAAAUUCCGACGGGUGGCCCGUAUCACGGUGUGCGGCAAGACGGCGCUGGCUAAAGAAGUCUUCGGCGAGACGUUGAACGAGAGCCGAGACCCGGACCGGCCACCCGAGCGUUACACGGCCCGCUACUACCUCAAGUUCAACUUCUUGGAGCAGGCCUUCGACCGGCUGAGCGAGGCCGGCUUCCGCAUGGCCGCCUGCUCCUCCACCGGGACCUGCGCCUUCGGGCCCGAGCAAGGCGGCCCCGCCGAAGACAAGAUCUGGACCAGCUACACCGAAUACGUCUUCUGCCGGGAGUGAGCGCGCCCGAUGCCCGUCCCCGGGGAGGGGAGGAGGGAUAAAAGGCGGCCGUCUGCGGGGCUGUUGCUGGAGACAGGUCCGGUCCCCACCGGAGAACCCCGCUUUGCCCCGGCCGAGCCUCCCCGGUAACCACGGGCGCCCCUCCCCACUCUUUUCCGGCCUGCCGGCCGUCGGCGCUACCCUCCCCGUCCAGCCAAGCGGCUCUUUCGGCGGCCUUUGGACCAGAACUGCGGACUUCCAUCAGCCUAGCCCCUCGCGCGUCCUGGGGUCUAAAUGGUGUCCCCCUGCCCCAGUUUAAAGCAACCUCCUCCGGACAAGAUUGCCCAGCCGUCCCCCGUGGCGAGGGGAGCCCCUCUGUUCCCAGACGGGGCCCGCUGCUCCCAGGGCGAGUGCGGGGGAGACUCUAGCGGGCGAUGGGGACUCUAAGCUGGCCUCCUAUGCUGAACGUUGCCCCAGCUCGGUUGCUGGCUUCUCCUGUUGACUCCUCUUGGCCGGCGGCUUUGUGGUUGCUGCACCCCGUUCUCCCUCUUCUUCUCCCCCCUCCCGCUUCUUAGGCUACCCCCGGUUGCUUCUUAGCUUUGGGCCAAAGCUACUCGGGAGAACGAGCGAGUGGAGGAGGUGGGAGGACUCCGUUCCGCCGGCAUCCGAGCCCCUUGGCAUUUCCAAACGGCUUUGAAGUAACAUCUCCCGACUGACGCUGCUUGGGAACUCGGAGAGUGGCCCAGCUCUUCGCCCGUCCUAUGUAACCAGAAGGCGAGCUUUGCGCACUGGAUCAGCAGACUGGUGGAGGCUGGGCUGGGGGCUGGGCUGGGGGGAGGGGUGGUCCCCGAUCCGGACUGGCAAAAGCAGACCUCCGUUGGAACUAUCGCGUCCCCCCCCCGCAGGAUUCCGGGGAUUGAAUCCCACCCCCCAGACCGGCUACAGCAGCACGUCCCCGUUUAGGGUUUUGAAAGAACUUGCGGAUGGGGGGAGGGGGCAGGUUGCUGAAAUGGGGUGCUUUCAGAGCGAGGCUGGGGGGCGCCUCCCCAAAGGCAUCCUGGGACACGAGGCUGAACCAUCCCCUUCCUCCUCUCCCUCAGUGUAGAAAUAGGACUCUUGUGCGUGCUUGAGGAGCUGGCUGACGGUGCUACAUCUAAAGAACCCCCUCACCCCAAAAAAAUAUUUCCUCCUCCCAAGAUCAGGAUGCAGAAUUUUAGCUAAAGACAAGCACAACCGCGCGACACCUGCCCCCUCCUUUGAUUUCCUCUUUUUGGCAUUUAUUUAAGCACCAAAGCCACCGCUCUAAAUCAGAUAUUUCUUGCCUAACUCCCAAAUAGGGUACGGGCUGCAAUUUAAUCUCCCAGUAGUCCUUCAAAAUUAGGCUAACGCAUACGGUGUGUUUGAUUCUUGCAUUUGGUAUUACGGACUCGGAUGAGUUAUUCUAACCAAAGAACUCUCCCGUGUUUUAAUUUUCUUUUUCCUCCUUCCCUUUUAACGGCUGUUUGAGGUCAGUGCUUUUUUUAUUUUAUUUUUUUAAGAGCGUGAGAUGAUUUUAAUCCAGGGCUUGCCUAGUAAGAGACUUUAAAAAAAAGGAUCCUGGGGUUUCAGUCUAUAUGCAUAAAGAGACAAGGAGAAAGUAAUUGAGAUUCAGGUUGGUCUCAUUCAUUCCUGGUAUUUUUAUUUCUUAAGGAAUCAGAAAUGCUGGCUUAACUGGCUUGCUUACUAAACCAGAAUCUUUGUAAAACCUUGAUUCCUGGUUUGUUUGCAACAGCAAGCCUGUUUUGUUUCUCUUUCUAGUUUAGGAAGAGACUGGAGGACUCCUAUUUGCUGGACCACAUCAUCCUUUAAAGUGCAUCUCCCUUCAUGAGUGGGAACCUGCUUAGUGACUUAAAAAACAAAUUUUUUAGGAGUCCCACUGGAGCAAAGGUGCUUUUCACACAGCAACGGUUUUUCUUCCGAUUUUUUUUCGUUGAAAAUGUUUUGCUUCUCAUCCAAGAAGUUCCGAACUGGAGAAGCUUCUUGGAUGAGAAGCGAAAUGUUUUCAAAGGGAAAAAAAAACCCCAAACCAGUCCAGUUGCCUUUUGAAAAAACAAAAAGGAUUGAAGGAUUGAGAAUCUCCGUAGACAAAUUUUAGAUGAAGUUUUAUAAAAACCAGUCACAAAUUAUCCAAAUGGUGACACAUUUGAGUCUUGUAGCUUCAUUUAGUGGGAACUGUCUGUAAAUUGGGAAUUGGGGUUAUUUUUCUGGAAUGCAGCAAGGGAGAGUGAGUGAGUAUGGUGUAGGGUCUCCUGCUUGAAGGGUGGGGGGUUGGACUAGAUGACCUAUAAGGUCCCUUCCAACUCUGAAUCUGAAGUGAGUGAGUCAAUGAGUGAGUGAGUGAGAGAGAGAGUAUGGAGAUGAUUUUUUUUUUAAAAAAAGGACAAGCAAUAAACUACUGCAUUGUGGAGAGCUUCCAGAAAAGAAAUUUGUCCCUCUUACUCUAAGCUUUACUCUAAAAUGAUCCCAUUUGUGCAUAUUUCAGCUCUAUUGCAAUUGAGAAGAUAUUGGUUGAAAUUCAGUGUUAAGACACCAUCCCCAAAAAACGGCUGCGAGACUUUUCUAAUACACUCACUCUGAACUAUGUUUUCUAAAUUUUUGUAAACAAUCCAGAUUUCAGUAAGUGCUUCAAUUAGUUCUAAGUUUCUUCUUUUUUUCCCUGUUUUUUUUUAAAAUAAAUCUUGUACUGUACCUUAUUAAGUCUGUCUUGGUAGUCAUGAAUGGAGGUGUUUUGAAUUGAAAUUUUGUGACUUGGUGUGUGUAUAUAAAGUGUAUAAACAUUUUACACGAAUCAUUUAGUUUUUUAUUCAUUUAUUAGUGCUAUUAAAAAAAAAACUUUCAUAUGCUGUAAACUGUACCUGGACAAAAUGCUUUAAUAUGAAAUUGUGUUCCUGUAUCGAUUUAUAUGGGGAAGACUUCAGUAUGAAUAUAAAUGGAAUUAUGAAAAUA